This is a messenger RNA of Diorhabda sublineata, 3738 nucleotides long. Its product is annotated as chaoptin-like. Gene Ontology annotation, cellular component: extracellular matrix. The record is from RefSeq and is a predicted model, not a curated record. Gene Ontology annotation, molecular function: protein binding. The coding region runs from base 1 to 3738 and encodes 1245 amino acids. The transcript has 5 exons. Lineage: Eukaryota; Metazoa; Arthropoda; Insecta; Coleoptera; Chrysomelidae.
AUGCUUCCAGUAUGGAGUAUCCUAAUUGUCCUGUUUCUUCGAUGUAGCGGCUUAACUUCAAACAGCUGCGGCUUUAACUCCAUGUGUACGUGUUCUUCGGGACAACACGAUCUUGCCUCGAGGAGUUUGCACACCGUUAGCUGUCUCUCGGUGCCCUUCUACAAAUUUCCAAAUCUCCCCGAGGGAAGUAUCGGGCAGUUAGAAGUGGCGGGCGCCCAUGCCGCCUUUCUCGAGGCGGAAACUUUGGCCGGAUGCCAAGUACAGGCACUUGUUUUGACCAACAAUCGUUUGCAACAUGUGGCAGACCGAGCUUUCAGCUCGUCCUGGAAAAGUCUCACCUCUCUGGAUCUCAGCUAUAAUCAUCUUGACAGCGUACCUUUCGUCGCUCUUAAGGAAACUCGAAGUCUUCAGUGGAUUAAUAUGCACGGCAAUCAAAUAUCAUCAUUAGACGGAGAAUGGUCUCACAUGAAAAAUACCGUCGCCACGUUGUUUCUUGGAGAAAAUGACGUUACGGAGAUUUCAUCAGAUUCACCGGACCAUGCAUCGGGAAAUUUACACGGUCUUCGCCAGUUUAAAUCUUUGAUUUGGCUCAACUUGGACGGCAACAGAAUAGUUAAAAUCUACAAAUAUUCCCUUCCGCCCGCCUUACAAACUUUCAGUGUGUCACAUAAUUUAAUAGAAACUUUCCCUAUUGAUUUAGUAGCAACUUUACCUCAGUUGCAGUGGCUGUACUUAAGAGGAAAUCACAUUAAAUAUUUGCCGGAGCAUACUUUUCCUAGACGGCUUUGGAUGGAGAAAAUUGAUCUUGGAGAAAACUUUUUAAAAUCGUUACCGAAAAUCCCUUUUAAUAACAGCAUCUGUAUAAGAGAUCUAAAUUUGGCUUCAAACGAUUUUAGAACCGUAACAGCAGAAAGUUUUACAGGUUUAGAAACUAGAAGAAUCAUUCUGUCCCACAACCUCAUCGAAAAUCUCGAUCCUCGCGCUUUUAAUGGUUUAGAAGAAACGUUGGAAUAUUUGGAUUUCGAUCAUAAUAAUUUACAGCAAAUUCCCAAAGCCGUCAGCGAAUUAAAAACUUUGAAAUACUUAUACUUGUCUUCCAAUAGGCUGGUGGAUAUACCAGAAAAUGCUUUUGAUAAUUUUUGUCAUAGUUUAAAAGCGGUUAGUUUGAGCGGUAACCGUUUAAAUAGAAUACCUUGGAAAGCGUUACAAAAUUGCUCGAAAAUCUCCCACUUUAAUGUUGCUUUUAACGAUAUCGGCGAAAUAAAUGAAGAUGAUUUUCUAUGGGGCGCGGCAAUAAAAUCUUUAAACAUGGGUAAUAAUCAAAUAACAAAUCUACAAAAGAAUACCUUCAAAUAUUUACAAGAGCUUAAGGAGUUGAGCUUAAGUUUCAACCCGAUAAGAUUUAUAGAUAAAGAAGCUUUUAACGGAUUAAAAACAUUAGAAAGUUUAGAACUUUCUUUUAGUUUAAAUCCGGACGUAGACGUAGAAAAUAUUUUUGAACCCCUAGGUCAAUUAAGAUGGUUAUCAAUAGAUAACAAUAAUUUACAUUAUAUACCCGAAAACUUGUUAAAUUCUUUGAAGCAAUUGAAUUACAUUAAUUUAGAAUCCAACAAAUUACACGCCCUACCGAAAAAUCUAUUCAAAUCAAACAUCGAGUUACGCCAUAUAAGAUUAUCGAAUAACGAAUUGAGAGGCAUCGAAACCGAAACUUUUUCUCUAUUACCGAAUCUCGAAAGUAUCACUUUAUCCGGUAAUAAAAUUAAACAUAUUCAGAGGGAAAGUUUCUCCCAUUUACCCAAUCUAACAAAAAUCAUCCUUUCGGACAAUUUUCUAACUCACAUCAGCCACGAUGCUUUCUCCAAUCUACCAACCGUUACAAAAAUAGAUUUGCAGAAUAAUUUUCUCAAAGAGAUAUCGUUUAAAUUUUUCGUUAAUAUCACAAGUCCGAUUUCGUUGAACGUUACGAAGAAUCGUAUCUCAUUUUGCACAUCCGACGCGAAGAUCUUAAAUACAGAAACGUUAGACUUGAGUUAUAAUAAUUUAGAAAACGUGCCCAACUGUCUUGAGCAUACGGCUUCGUUGAAAAAGUUAAUAUUGGAAUCGAACUCGAUAAGUUCGCUCGAUCAUAACGAUUUUAUGCAUCUAACUUCAUUAGAAACGCUCAAAUUAAACGCCAAUAAUAUAUUGAUAGUUAGUAAAAAAGCUUUUUUCGGUUUACAAAAUUUACAAAUAUUGGAUUUAUCGAAGAAUUUCAUCAGUCAAAUGCAUAAUAGUCAAUUCGUUAAUAUGCCGAAAUUGAGAAUUUUAAAUUUGAAAGAAAACAGAUUGAGUUAUUUACCGAGGGACAUAUUCAGUAAUACGCUACUAGAAAUGUUAGAUUUGGGGUUGAAUUCCUUCACCGUUGUUCCGAGUAUGAGUAUAUCUGACGUCGGUAUGACCUUAAGGUAUCUCUCAAUGCGAUCUAACAAUAUCGAACAUAUAGAUAUAACCACUUUCCCUGAUGUACCCUCGUUACAGUAUCUAGAUUUAAGUAAUAAUAAGUUGACUAUAUUACCGGACAAUGUAUUCACUAGUUUGGGUUUAUUGCAAUAUCUCGAUUUGAGUUUUAAUCCUCUCCGGUCUAAUUUUAAGGAAUUGUUUCAUUAUGCGCAAAGUUUGAAAUAUUUGGAUUUGUCCAACAGUUGGAUAAUGCAAACUCCGUUCUUUCCUUUACCGAAUCUAGUUCAUUUGAAUUUAUCUCAUAAUUUGAUAGAAAAUAUCGACAAAAAUUCGAUUCAACAACUACUCAAACUAAAAUCUUUCGAUAUAAGUUUUAAUAAACUGGAAGAAGUGCCGGCAAAUUUGUGGACUUAUUUACCUAACCUUAAAAUAUUAAACUUAUCAAAUAAUCCUAUAAAAGAAAUAACCGUCGAUAGUUUUUCGGGAUUACAGAACCUUCAGGAACUCAUUUUAUUAAAUUUGAAUCAUAUCAAAAAGUUCGAAGGACAAAGUAUUUCCCAAAUAAGGGUAUUAAAUAAAUUGACCAUAGAAACUUGGCCCAAGCUCGAUCAUUUUUCCGAUCAAUUUUGUAAUCUCCUAUCCAAUUUCGAUCAAUUGAGAAUCUUGAAAAUUUAUUUUCACGAAUAUAAACUGGACGAUCAACUUUUGUGUAUAACAAAUAGAAAAAUUAGAGAGCUCGAUAUAUCCGGUAAGAAUUUAAAAACUAUCGAUAAAGACGCUUUCGCUAAAUUCGUCAGAAAUCCCGAUUUGGUUCUAAAAAUCCACGACACUCUCAUCGAAGAUCUUCCCGCUGGACUUUUCGCAAAUAUGUACAGAAUUUCCUAUUUACGAAUAGAUUUAAGAUUCAACAUGUUAUCCCAAUUAAGUCCAGACAUCUUUUAUGGGAAUACCAGCGGUUGGAGGAAUAUCGGUACCACUAUGGUUUCAGGUGGUCUCAUUUUAUCGGACAACCCAUUCCGUUGCGGUUGUCAUUUAGCGUGGUUGGGUCAUUGGUACAGACGUUGGAUAAGAGAAAGUGUCCAAUCUCAUAACGCGCCCGUAGAAAGUGCCAUUAAAAUGCACCAAAUGGUUAAGGAAGCAACUUGCAUAGACUCGAUAACCAGUAAAAUCGUUCCUAUUAUAUAUUUGCCACCGGAAGAUAUGAGUUGUCACGCUAGUGCUCUAAGCAGAGCGACGAAAGUGAAUAAAACAUUUUUGGUGUUUAUCGUUUUGAUAUUACAUUUUGAUAUGAUCAGGUAG